CUAAGUGAAAACCGGAAUUUCCUAGCAGUUGAUAACAGUUUGUUUAUGUGAAAAGAACAACGUUUCAAUUGUUCUAAGAAGAAGAAAUAAAAAAAUUCUUUGAAUGUUACAGGUAUGUUGUUCGAAGCGUUUUAUAUUUAGUAUUACAUCUGCAUCAUCUCAGUUCCUCUGUACUCAUCACUCUACGUCUACAUAUCGACAAAUUAGCUGCGUAUUACUAUCACUGACAGAAUUAAGAUAAAGCCAAGGGGUCUGAGCGCAAUUGGUUAUGGACGUUUGAUCAGUGCCGUUGAAUCAGCGUGUUGAUUUGUAGUAAAAACAGAUGCAUUGAAUGCCACUCGCGAAUAAAAGAAAUCAUGUGCCAUAUCAGGUCAUCGUCCACUUAAACUUGUUUAAAUUGAGAUUAACAGCAAUACAAAAUCAGGACAACAAAACAUCAACAGAGUUGUGUUAAAUCAGAAUUACCAAUCAAAUUCGCAACAUCACUAUGGCACACCUUCAAAAUUAGGUAUAAAGAGGAGUGCUUGAGAACGUGGUGUUUUAUUGUAUUUUUCUUUCGCUGGUGGUUGAAGUGUUUUUAAUUUUGUUACUAUAGUAGCAAGCAUAUAAGCUAAGAUAAAUCUUUAAAAUAAAAUGGCAAAGUUAAGUACGUGCUGUGUCGUAUUGUUGAGCCUCGUGGCGUUGUGCCGAGGACAAUCUGAAGAGGACGAAUACUGUACGACUGCCUCUAAUCAACUGAUGUGUUUGAAAAUGACACAGGACAGAACUGACGAGGGUGAUCCGAUCACAACAGAACAAGGCCAGCCCAUUGGAGAUAUUGCCAAUUCAAAAACGUCUGGCGCUCGGGGACCAUCGCUGAUCGAAGAUCCGCUUCUUCUGAAGGAACUGGCGAAAUUCGACCGAGAACGAAUUCCGGAACGCGUUGUCCACGCUAAAGGUGCUGGCGCUUAUGGGAAAUUAAGUAUCACCACCAACUUCCUAGAAAGAUACUCGAAGGCUGCAGUUUUUCGAAAUGGAGCAAGCAGUCCACUGUUUCUACGGUUUUCCCAAGUUGCUGGUGAAUUAGGGUCACAAGAUACUAUCCGAGACGUUCGUGGAUUUGCUAUCAAAGUUAAAAGUACCGAAGGUAUUUGGGACCUUGUAGGCAACAAUCUUCCAGUGUUUUUCAUCAGAGAUGCACGACUGUUUCCGUCGUUCAUACAUUCACAAAAAAGGAAUCCUCAAACGCAUAUAAGAGAUCCGAACAUGGUCUGGGACUUUCUAACACUUCGCAACGAGUCAACGCUCAUGGUUUUGCAUUUGUACAGCGAUCUUGGAACGCCUGCAUCAUAUCGUAAAAUGAACGGCUUUGGUGUUCACACGUUUAAACUGGUUGAUUCGCAAGGCAAUUACGUUUUCGCUCGGUUCAAUUUUAGAGUCGAUCAGGAAUUAAGAAAUAUGACAGCAGCGGAAGCAAUGGAGAUGGCUGGACGAAAUCCCGACUACCUGUUACAAGAUCUUUACGAAAAUAUAGCACAGAGAAAUUAUCCAUCUUGGACAUUUACAGCUCAGAUUUUGACUCCACAACAGGCUAACACCCUAAGAUUUAAUCCAUUCGAUCCGACGAAGAUUUGGUUCACAGACGAGAUACCAGAGUACGAAGUAGGAAAGCUAAUUCUAAACGAGAAUCAUAACAACUACUUUGCCGAAGUAGAGCAAUCUGCGUUUGAUCCGGCAAACAUGCCACCCGGCAUCGAACCAUCGCCAGACAAAUUGCUACAGGGAAGACUGUUUUCUUAUCUGGACACUCAGUACUAUAGAUUGGGUGUUAAUUUCAAUCAUCUCCCAGUUAACCGACCUUUAAAUACGGUAGUUGCCAACAGUUACAGAGAUGGUCACAUGAUUUAUGAUAAUGAUGGAGGCAUGCCGAAUUACAAUCCGAAUUCAUUCAUGAAAGCAUCCCCGAUUCCACAGUACAAGGAGAGUGCAUAUAAUCUAGAUGAUGUUGUUGUGGACAGACACGAGCCCCCUAAUGACAACUUUUUCCAGGCUGUAUAUCUCUACGAAAGUUUCAGCGAAACCGAUAAGGAUCACUUGGCUGAGAAUUUAGCCACUGAUCUUAGGAAUGUGUUUCCUUUUAUCAGGGAGCGAGCACUUCAAAAUUUUGAGGCAGUUAGCAGCGAUCUAGUGAAUAGACUUCAAAGGAUGUUGUAAGGUGUUUAAAUGUUAGUGUAACGAAUUACGAAUUCAAAUGUGAUCUUAUAAUUAUGUUCUAUGAAUAAAUUUGUGCUAUUUGUCACUA
This is a messenger RNA of Bradysia coprophila, 2281 nucleotides long. RefSeq names its product catalase-like. Gene Ontology annotation, cellular component: mitochondrion; peroxisome; cytoplasm. Gene Ontology annotation, molecular function: catalase activity; heme binding. NCBI's taxonomy places the organism in Eukaryota, Metazoa, Arthropoda, Insecta, Diptera, Sciaridae. The record is from RefSeq and is a predicted model, not a curated record. Gene Ontology annotation, biological process: response to hydrogen peroxide; hydrogen peroxide catabolic process.